Molecule: messenger RNA, 614 nt
Organism: Nycticebus coucang (slow loris)
Lineage: Eukaryota; Metazoa; Chordata; Mammalia; Primates; Lorisidae
Product: gamma-crystallin F
Exons: 3
Coding region: 24-548 (174 amino acids)
Biological process (GO): lens development in camera-type eye; visual perception
Molecular function (GO): structural constituent of eye lens
Source: RefSeq, a predicted model, not a curated record
CGCUCCACUCCGCCCAGCCAGCCAUGGGGAAGAUCACCUUCUACGAGGACCGGGGCUUCCAGGGCCGCCACUACGAAUGCAGCAGCGACCACCCCAACCUGCAAACCUACUUGAGCCGCUGCAACUCGGUGCGCGUGGACAGCGGCUGCUGGAUGCUCUAUGAGCAGCCCAACUACGCGGGCAGCCAGUACUUCGUGCGGCGCGGCGACUACCCGGACUACCAGCAGUGGAUGGGCCUCAGCGACUCGGUCCGCUCCUGCCGCCUCAUCCCCCACGCCAGCUCCCACAGGGUCAGGAUCUACGAGCGAGAGGACCACAGGGGCCAGAUGGUGGAGAUCACCGAGGACUGCUCCUCUCUUCACGACCGCUUCCACCUCAGCGAGAUCCACUCCUUCAACGUGCUGGAGGGCUGCUGGGUCCUCUAUGAGCUGCCCAACUACCGCGGGCGGCAGUACCUGCUGAGGCCGGGGGACUACAGGCGGCACCACGACUGGGGGGCCGUGGAUGCCAGAGUGGGUUCUCUGAGGAGAGCUGUGGAUUUCUAUUGAAAUACUUUUAUUCUAUUGUCUUCUCCAUCUGGAAGCGAAUAAAAUAUUUCCUGUGUGUUUCCUGCA